This is a messenger RNA of Selaginella moellendorffii, 2819 nucleotides long. Its product is annotated as pentatricopeptide repeat-containing protein At2g20710, mitochondrial. The record is from RefSeq and is a predicted model, not a curated record. NCBI's taxonomy places the organism in Eukaryota, Viridiplantae, Streptophyta, Lycopodiopsida, Selaginellales, Selaginellaceae. The coding region runs from base 1 to 1557 and encodes 518 amino acids. The transcript has 4 exons. Gene Ontology annotation, cellular component: mitochondrion. Gene Ontology annotation, molecular function: protein binding.
AUGGGAGCUGGAAGAGCGACGCUGCGUAUCGCCAGGGCUGCGAGAUUUCUUCUCAGGCCGGCAGCGAGCACGCCUAUCGCUCGACCAAGAGCGGCAUUCUCGUUUCUUGGCGAAAGGAAUGUGGAGACAGUAGCCAGGGGUUGGAUGAGCUCUGGAUUCUAUCUCCAGCAGCAGCGGCAUUACACCGACGAUGUGGAGUUCCAGGAUGCUGGGGACGAUCUCGUGGUUUACGAUCCAAGAGCGUCGCGGAGGUCUCAAGGGAGCGGUGACGCUCUUGAGGACCUGUGGACAAAAGUGGAUUACUCACAGGAUCCAGUGUUGGGGAUCAAACAGUGGGAGAGAUCCGGCAACAAGCUCACGAGAUCGAUGCUCGCUAUGCUUCUUCAAAGAAUGAGGUGCCGACGAAUGCACACCAAGUCCGUCCAGAUUCUUUCAUGGCUCGUCGAGAAAAAACCCAUCGAGGUGACCGAAGGAGACUACGAGCAGCUGGUCACCUUGGCUUGCCGCGACUCGGACUAUGAGACCGCAGAGAAGUAUUUCUAUAGUCUCCCGAGUCACUUGAGCAAGUGGCCAGCGUUUUCGGCGCUCGUCGCCGGCUACGCAUCCAGGAACUUGAUGGCAAAGGCCGAGAACUUGAUGAGAACGGGGACCUCGCCUCUGCCGCAGCCAUACUCGGCGAUGAUUCUCAUGUACAUCCGGAGGGCCGAGUACCAGAAGAUCGUCAAGAUCUACAAGAGUAUGAAGGCGGACGGGAUAGAGCCCAACGUGAUAACUUACGCGGUGCUGCUGAAGUUCAAGGACAGGAUCGGGCCGAUCAAAGGACUGGAACAAGACGUUGAGGACGCGCUGGGAAAGAUCAAACUCAGUGAGAUGUGCGCUGCGAAGAGGCCAGCGAUUGCCGGGAACAUGAUGCACUGCUACGCGAUGCUUGGGAAGCUGGACAAAGUGGAAGAAGUGUGGCAGCAAAUGGACCAAGAGCGUCGGCUCCCAGAAGGUUUCUUCGUCAUGGCAAUUGAGUCUCUUGCGCUACUGGGACAAGUGACCAAAGCUGAGAAGGUUGCACAGAUGAAACCAACCGCGAACGUCCAGGCUCGGCUCUUACAGGCACUGGCUCGUCACUUCGCCAAGCAAGGAAACAUGAAGAGAGUGGAGGAAAUGCUGGGCCGUGCCGACAGAUACGAGCUGACACCAUCUUUCGGGAUUUACAACUAUCUCGUCACCGGGUACUUGGCCAGGAAGGACCCCCAGACUGCGGCCUCGAGGAUGAGAUUGGCGUUGAAAGUGGUGACCGAAGAGCGAGCAGUGCCAUCUUAUGCCGCUGUCACGGGAUUGCUUCCAUAUCUAGCAGCGGAGAAAGACGUGACGACUGCCGAGCAAAUGGUGCGGAGGUAUAGAGGCUGGACGGAUGACAACUUCCACAAGCUGCUCCUUAAUGUCUAUGUAGAAGCUGGGAAAGGACCGUCUCCGGACAUAAAGUCGAGGUUCAGGCGCCUUCCCUGCGUUGGUCACGUCGAAGCCAGGCGGCUGGCUAUCAAGGCCUUCGCGUUAGAACCAUAGCCAUUGCUGCGGUGAUACUACGACUACUGGAGUACUUUUCUUCUCUUUGCGAUGUCAAACGGACCUCGUAGCUGCGGUUAUGCGCAUUACCCAUCGACCGAAGUUAGUAACGAAGAUCUGACGGCUGCGGAUGUUCCUGAUUGGAUCCGACGGCUCCCGGCGGUGUAAUAAAUUGCCAUCUGAAAUAGACAUGACCUAGGGUUACAACAGAGAUGGGGAGAUGGGGAGACGGUGAUGUAUGUGCGUACGCCUCGAUGUGCGAUCAUGUUAUGUAAUUAGCGUCUUGUGAUUCUGGCAGUCAUAAAUCAUGACGGUGGUUUGGAAGAUUUCGAUUCAGGUAUCAAAUUGUGGAUUCUCUUAGAUCCUGGCCAAAGGUGUCCUUAGAGGAGGCAGAAAAGAGCGAGGCUGGUGGAAAGAGGCCAAGAAUCGAGGCGCCAGCGGUAGGCAAGGCUCCAAGAAUCGAGGCGCCAGUGGCAGACAAGGCUCCAAGAAUCGAGGCGCCAGCAGAAAAAAGUGUCGAGGCACCAGCAAACAUCGGCAAGCAAGACCCUUGACGAGCAGGUGUUGCUACUUUCAGACGGCUCUUUGCAUCUAUCAGGUCAGAUAGUGGAUAAGUGGAUAAGAAAGCAUCUGCGAUGCAGCUGAUGGAUGUGAAGCAGUAUAUAUGGGAUGCUCUCUAGGGUCUUACCAAGCAACAGCUGCCAGGUCACUUCAUAGCACAGCAGGAGGCCGGAGGAAAGUUCCAAAGCCUCGUUGUUUGCCUGGAUUCACUGCAAAAAUAGGUGAAUGAGAUUCAACCUCGUCUCCAAGUGCUAAAUGAGAUUCAACCUCAUCUCCAAGUGCUAGAGGAUUGGAUAGGAUAUUCAAAGCCUAGACUCUACGAGGUACUGGGGAUCAAUCAGUUCACUACAGCUGCUGAGAUUUGGACGUUGUGGCAAGCUUCUUUUCUUACUUCACAAAGGAAGCCAUACAGAAGUUCUUGACGAGCUGGUGGAUUGCAAGUCUACAGGGCUUAGGAAGUUGAAGCCAUACAGCUCCUAUGACAAAGCUGCCAUAAGCUAGAGUCCACACAAUGGGGAUUUUGGACAUUCUUGAAUGGGCUUCAUCUUCCUUGACUACUGCAACCUUCUCAGUGGAUAGAUCGAACAUACAGUUGAAAAAGAUAAGAGAUGUCAGAGCUCUAGCAGAAGAUUCGUGUCUUGUUUGAUAUUCAGGGUCAUGCUCACAUUAUUCCGGAGUUCAAGUAUAUCACUGACACUUUC